AUGUUAUUAAGUGAUGCACUGUCUUUGAUUGUUGUCGGUAUGGUUUGGGGAUGUACAAAUCCACUGAUAAAGAGAGGAAGUGAAGGUGUAUCAUCUGUAAAGAAAGAUAGUGCAAUUGGUCAGUUCAUUGGAGAGUUUGUAUAUCUAUGGACAAAACCAAAAUGGAUCAAUAAUAUUUUUUUAUACUUUAAGACAUAUGGAUAUUUCACUUGUUGUACCGGUAUCGAAUUCAUUGACUUUCUUAUUUACGGCAUUCACUGGAAUGCUACUGGAAUGUCCGAAUUAUCAGCAGCUAUUAGACAACUCAUUCAAGCACACAAGUUGGUUGUCUUCUCAAAGAGCACUUGCCCAUAUUGCAUUCGUGUGAAAUCAUUGUUAACCAAGCUUGGACAACACCCACAUGUCGUUGAAAUCGACCAACUCCCAAAUACCUCCGAAUAUCAAAGAGCUCUCAGCACCAUCAGUAACAUCACAACCGUUCCACAAGUAUUCAUCAAUCAAAAGUUCAUUGGUGGAUGUACAGACACAGAGAAAUUGAACGAACAAGGAAAACUUUUACCUUUAUUACAAUAA
Heterostelium album PN500 is the source of this 573-nucleotide messenger RNA. It is a transcript of the gene grxA, whose product is annotated as glutaredoxin. The coding region runs from base 1 to 573 and encodes 190 amino acids. Gene Ontology annotation, biological process: cellular response to oxidative stress. The record is from RefSeq and is a predicted model, not a curated record. NCBI's taxonomy places the organism in Eukaryota, Evosea, Eumycetozoa, Acytosteliales, Acytosteliaceae. Gene Ontology annotation, molecular function: glutathione disulfide oxidoreductase activity. Gene Ontology annotation, cellular component: cytoplasm. The transcript is spliced from 6 exons.